AUGUUCUUCAGCUGCCGCCCCCGCCAGCCUCCCCGGCUGCCCCGGCCGCAGUGCAUGUACGCCGGCUGUUCCCACCGCGCCUUGCGGUGCGACUCAAAGACCGAGGGCAAAGCCAUUCUCUCGCUCUAUUGCAAAGAUCACGCCUGUCGGCAACGGCUGGGCGAGCUAAUGUGCCCCAACUACAAGGUGUCUGGCCUGUCCAAGUACUGCGAAGACCACCGCCGCUGCGAGAACCACGGCUGCCCGCACCAACGCAUCUGCGGCGACACCAGCCAGGACUGGCCCUACUGUCAGAAACUCUUCCCCCGCCUCUCAGAUACCUGCCUCACCCAGGGAUGCCGCCAGAAGCGCGCCGCCGGCUCCCAGAUGUGCACCCACCACACCCCCUUGUGUCUCAUCCCCGGCUGCGGCCAUCCCCGCACCGACGACGGCCUUUACUGCGCCGGCCACAGCUGCGCCGACCGCCACUGCGGCGGCGUUAUAAACGGCGGGCACUGGUGUAAGGACCACCGGCUCUGUCGGACGGAAGGCUGCGGCCAGCCCAGGGCCGUCACGGCGGGCGGAGGGUUCGAGAAUGUCUGCUGGCAGCAUCUCCCGGCCGCCUGUCUCGCCCCGGGCUGCCCCGGCAUCGUCAAAGGUGGCGUGCGGUUCUGCCCCCAGCACGAGUGCAUCUACCCCCCGUGCCGCGAGCAGAAAGACAACGACGCGGACCCAUCGCGACUCUACUGCAUGAGCCACACCUGCAGCAGCCAGGCCUGCCCGCAGCCCGCAGCCGACCUCGCCGGCCCGUCCGCCGCGCGCUACUGCGUCACCCACAAGUGCGCCGGCGCCGGCUGCGGCCACCCCGCCAAGCCCUCCGGCCACCACUGCGCCCUGCACGCCUGCCUGCGCGAGUCGUGCACCUCGCCGCGCGCAGCCGACCCCCUCGCCGUCCCCGGCAGCCAGUUCUGCGCCUCCCACGAGUGCCGCGCCGUCGGGUGCCGGUCCGCUGCGCGCCGGGACGGGAUCUACUGCGAGGGCGCUCACGCCUGCGCCGUCCCGGGGUGUCCCGCCCCGCGCGGCGGCAGCAGCAGCAGCAGCAGCGGCAGCGACGUCGACAAGACCGCCACCGCCGCGGCGUGGACGGCAUCGGUGUGCUGCGCCUCUCACACGGCCAUGAUUGCGCGAGACAGCGCUGCAGCGUGGGGGUUCCGCGCCGGGCCGGGCGAAGGACGAGGCGCGGCGGCCCCGCAACCGCCGCCGUCGCCGGCCACGCAGAGGUUCCCCUAUCACAGCCAGACAGAGGAGGCGCUGGGCCACCGGCUGAAGGAGGAAAGGGACAGGCUGGAGCGGGAGGCGCGGUUGGAAUCCGAGACGAGGGCGUGGCACGCUGCCGAGGGGAGAGAAGGCGGCGUCCGCGGGGUGGAAGCCGCUGCCGUCGUCGGGCUCGGGACGAGAGGGAGAGGGUUCCGGAGAGGGCGGUCGGGGAGCGGUGACAGCGGCUUCGGCGGCAGCCCGGACGUGUCGGACUCGAGCAGCUCGAAUACGUUUGUGAGUUGA
Molecule: messenger RNA, 1539 nt
Organism: Colletotrichum graminicola M1.001
Lineage: Eukaryota; Fungi; Ascomycota; Sordariomycetes; Glomerellales; Glomerellaceae
Exons: 6
Coding region: 1-1539 (512 amino acids)
Source: RefSeq, a predicted model, not a curated record